Molecule: messenger RNA, 1992 nt
Organism: Plasmodium gonderi
Lineage: Eukaryota; Apicomplexa; Aconoidasida; Haemosporida; Plasmodiidae
Exons: 1
Coding region: 1-1992 (663 amino acids)
Biological process (GO): carbohydrate transport
Cellular component (GO): membrane
Molecular function (GO): sugar transmembrane transporter activity
Source: RefSeq, a predicted model, not a curated record
AUGAAAUUUGGUAGCAUGAAAAGGUUUCCAUAUCUUGUACUAUUUGUGCUUUUUUUUUUUUUAUGGCAUCACGUUAAGGUCAAGUGUGAUGAAGGGGUUGUAGCCAAUUCAGUUAACAUCUCAAGUGCAGAAAAACCAAUCACUCCCAAUGCUGCUAGUACUUCCAGUGCCACCAGUACUGCCAACAGUGCCAAUAUCUGGAACGCAGUAAAUGAGACAAGUUCGGACAACUCAUCAAUGAACCAUGCAGCUGAAAAGAAAGGUCAAGAGUCAAAUGCAAAUUUAAAAGAUGACACUUUUUCCAAGGAACAAGAAACAUCAAAGGGAAAGACGCCAACAGGUACUACCAACACGAUUCCCACUAUCACAACUUCGACAAAUCAAAAGAAGGAAUCAAAUUUUACAUCCAAUGAAUCCAACAAACUACAGACACCACACACGACCUUUUUACAAAACAGUGAACAGAACUCAGCGAACAGCAAUGAUAGCAAGGAUAGCAAGGAUAGCAAGGAUAGCAAGGAUAGCAAGGAUAGCAAUGAUAGCAAGGAUAGAAAUGAUAGAAAUGAUAGAAAUGAUAGCAAUGUGCCAAAAGAAGAAAACACGACUAAUGCUGCAAAGGAUUCCAAGCGUAGCACAAACGGAGCAGGCGGGUUCAAGGAGGAAGAACAUUCCAUGGUUAAAGAAAUGAUUCCAAAGGAGGAACUAUCGAAGGAUGGAAGUAACAUCGAAAAGAGUAAAAAAGGGAAUGAGAAUGGGCCAACAGAUAAAAGUGCAAGUAAAAAUAUUGGGGGUGGGUUAAGAAACGGAAGUGGAAGCAGCAGUGAUGCAAAGGAUUUAGAGAAGGAGAAUUAUCUAACAACUGGGAGUGGCAGCAGUGAAAGUGGCGGAAGUGAAAGUGGCGGAAGUGAAAGUGGCAGCAGUGAACGUGGCGGAAGUGAACGUGGCGGAAGUGGCCUCAGUGAUGAGGAGAAGAACUCAGAUAUGAGCAUCCUAAAGAUUUUGUCGAUUGGAUCGUCGAUACUGAUGCAGUUAGUGCUAUUUCCAUCGAUCUUUAAAAUUAUAAAAAAAAAGACAACAGGAGAAAUGGACGGAUUGCCAUAUGUUGUGCUAUUAUUUUCGUCCUUUCUCUGGUUUGUAUACGGAAUGCUACUAAACAAUUCAGCAAUUGUAUGUCCAAAUUUAGUUGGCCUUAUGUUAGGCAUAUUUUACUCCCUUAUGUAUCACAAGUAUUGUAAGAAUAUGUGGUUAAAACAGAAAUUAUUUUCUUAUUAUAAAAUUUGUGGAUUUAUAUGUUUUCUUAUGUACGGGUCUUUAUACAUACUGACAUAUGAACAGUAUGAAAUUUUUAUUGGAUUUAUGGCCUUUAUCUCAAGUAUAGUUAACUUUGGUGCUCCAUUAUCCUACAUACAAAUAGUUAUUAAAAAAAGAAAUUCUUCAUUAAUUCCAUUAGAAAUUGCAACAGGAAGUUUAGCUUGUUCUUUCUUAUGGCUUACCUAUGGUUUUACGUUAAAGGAUGGAUUUAUUAUAAUUCCAAAUUUGUGUGGUUUUAUUUUAAGUCUUUUACAGAUAGUUUUAAUAUUAUUAUAUUCAAAUAAGGAAAUUAUUACAAAUUAUGAAGAUGAGGGAGAAGAAAUUGAUUUUUCCACUCAAGGUGCAAGUAUGAAAAGGAAUCAUCGACAUGCAUCAACAAAAAACAAUAAUAACUUCUUUAAUGAAUUUAACAUGGAUGAAGAAAACAGAAUCAGUUCUUUAGAAACUUCAACAACAAGACCCACCACCACUAACUGUGGAAGUAUUAUCAGCAAUAAUAAUAUUAACACAAGUGUAGUAAGUAAUAAUAAUUCUUCCUUUUUUGAUUUAUCAUAUGAUGAAACAUCUCCCCUCACAGGUACCAAAUUUGGCCUCACGUAUGAUAACACGGAUGGGUUAUCUCGUCAGAUCUACCUCAACCGAUCGGGAAGCACACAGCAGGACGCACCCUUGUCCUUUUAA